AUGCACCGUAUUUGCAGAUUAUGGCCAAUAAAAGUUGAUUUUUUAUUACCACAUCAAAAACAUCAAAAUUAUCAUUACCGUCGACAGUCAUUAUAUGAUAAUAUGCAACAUCGUGUUUCUUUAACUCAUCUUGUUAUGAGACGUUUAAGUAGAACAAGUGACUAUACAAAUGGUGGAAUGUUUCAUAGUGUUGCAAAUGUUAUUCCAGCUAACAGUCCAAAUGGAAAUGUCUAA
This is a messenger RNA of Rotaria sp. Silwood2, 234 nucleotides long. The record is from the annotation of a GenBank genome assembly. NCBI's taxonomy places the organism in Eukaryota, Metazoa, Rotifera, Eurotatoria, Philodinida, Philodinidae.